GUAUUUACAUAGGACUGGUACUCGAGCGAUGGUAGUCGAAUGUCCACAGAACUCUCUGGCUCGAGUGAUAGUCAGAGUGUUGAGCAUUUCUCUUGAAAUGACUAAGUUUAUCUUUGUAGCGUGAGCAGGACUAGCCUGUAGUGUUUACACGGACUGUAUGUUUGGUUGUGCUGAGAUCUGAGUUGGUACUUGUUCGUAUCAGGGCUCAAAUUAAUGUCCACAUCACUUACUUGUUAUCGUUUUAGUUUGUUUUACUGUGCGACUAUUGAUAAAACAGUUAACUAAAAAGAAAGUUAAUAGACAUUUAUUAAAGUCCCAUUCACGGAAGCCAUUAUAAAGUCUGGAAAUAUCAUAUCUUAUAUUACCGAGGAAGUUGCGACUAAGAAAAAAAUAAUUCAGCUAUCAAUAUUGACAACGAAUUAGAAGAAGGUAGUGUUUUGUUUGAAAAGCGUUGAUUUAAUUCAAACAAUCAACGAGGCUCAUGACCAUGUUAACUUCGAAAGGCUUCCAGGAUGUACCGUGUACAAUGAACUCCUUACAGUCGAUGAGCGGUAUUACCAACAGCUACAGUAUGACCAGUAUCAACACAGGCUCCAAUUUUACAAUGAGUUAUGCCCCACAGGGUUUUGGCUCAAACCUCAACUCUCCUUCAGCGAACAUGAUGACUGCUGGGGCUAUGGGUUCUAUGGGUCCUCCAACAGGAAUGGGAAUGGGUGGAGGCACAUCUUGUAUGACCCAAGUUCCUCAAGCUUAUCCCAUCAGCGGAAUGAAUUCGCUGGGUUUAGGAAUGAAUGGUAUGUCCACGCAGUCUUGCAUGGGUACGGUGACAGGACUAAAUUCUAUGAAUGGAUCCCUUGUUCCCGCAAGGGAUUUUCUUAUGUCUGGUCAUCCCGGGCCCUCUCCCACAGACACCGAUCAUGUUGCUAGCCCUCCCGGUGCCGCACUUCAAAGGUCCCGCACAGAUAAAGCUUACCGUCGUAGUUAUACACACGCUAAGCCUCCUUACUCCUACAUCUCCUUGAUCACGAUGGCUAUUCAGAACUGCCCCAGCAAGAUGUUGACUCUCAGCGAGAUCUAUCAGUUCAUCAUGGACUUGUUCCCAUACUACCGGCAGAAUCAACAGCGUUGGCAGAAUUCUAUUCGACACAGUUUAAGUUUCAACGACUGUUUCGUCAAGGUGGCACGAACACCAGAAAAGCCAGGCAAAGGGAGUUUCUGGACCUUACACCCAGACUCUGGAAACAUGUUUGAGAAUGGAUGUUACCUCAGGCGCCAAAAACGGUUUAAAUGCCAUAAGAAAGAAGCCAUUCGUCAAGCACAUAAAGCCCUCGAAAUACAGAAACAACAAAGUCCAGAGUCUAAACCUAGUGCUUCUCCACCGCCCUUGAAAUCAAUGGACAUUACUGGAAAGUCCGUUAACAACCUUUCUCCUCACCCAUCACAGCACUCUUGUCAACCACAUGUGACUCCUAAACCUCCACAGCUGACUCUUGCGCCCAGCUCAGACAACUACGAUGGCCAUGAUCGCUCCAUGCUGGACAAUGGUCAAAACUGUAAAGUAGAGACGUCUUGCUGCACUCCACAGGUCAACAUGAACUACUCCCAGUACGGUGGGUUGGAUCCCCACCAAUUUGGGUUGUUCUCCCGUGGCCUGAACGAAUCGGGUGCACCUCAUUCCGCCAUGCUAGCCUCUGGUCAAAUGAAAACUGACCCUCACUAUAAUCCUUCUAAUCACCCUUUCUCGAUUAAUAAUAUAAUUUCCAACGAGAACAAAGCGGACAUGAAACUUUACGAAAUGACUCAAUACCCAGGUUAUGCACCCAUGUCACCACUUUCCGCCGGACCUUCGCCCAGUGAAUCGAACAAUUAUUAUCACCACUCUCUCUAUUACGUUCACCCGUCAGCAGCCUCCAACAUAUGAGCACUGUUCUGGCCAGCGGACAGCUUUCUCCACUAACUCCGGUACUUGGGAAGGACGUUUCCGAGUCAACACGGACGUGUAUUUCUACAAUAGAGUUGAAGCCCAAGAGGCAUCUGCAGCCCUGCACCGAUGUUUGUCAUCGUAUAGCAUGAACUUUUAUGGCGUCUUGGUAGUGUGGGUGAGGACAUUUUUCAUUUACCUUGGUCACAACCUACCCCAUCGACCAUAUUGUUAAUCAUGAAACAAAUCAUGUACAUUUAAAUCAUUCUCAAUCGUGGUAUUUAAUCCGGACAAAAAAAAAAGAGUGUAAAAUGGUAGAUUUGUUAUGCACGUUGAUGUCCUAGAACACUAUAAAAGUAAAUUACAAAAGUAAUUUAAUUUGUUUGGAAGCUUCAAGCAUUUAUAUGAUCAGUUUCUUUUAUAUUUCUCUCCUUUUACUAAUAACAGUUUUUCUAUGAUUUUUUUUUACUUUGAUAUAUUUAAGUUACUGAUACUUACUGUCCUAGCGAUGUUAAUACUGUUUCAUUUUUGUCAACCUAAACAUUCCAAUGAUCGUUAUUUUCUGACAUGAAACGUUUUUCUACGUUCACAUUGUAUGUUACCGCCUGUUUUCGAAUGCCGUUUCCAUGGUAAUUAAUAAAUGUUAUCGAAAGGCAUUACUUUGGGAGUGUUUUAUGAAUAAAUAUGUAAAACAUAAUCAGAUGUUCUACUGUUAAAUCUUAUGUAUAAGACUUGACAAGUCAACUUUUUAAGUGAAUUUUGAUUUUAGGAAGAGCAAAUGGAACUCAUAAUCAACUAAUAAUGUCGAACUUUUACUGUAGUUGAAUGUGAAAAAUAUAUUUAAAAGUAAAAAUGUAUAGUUAAAAUCCUUUCAAAUAUAUUGCAUUGUGCAAAUGUGUCGGCUGAUCCUCUGUUGUUGUUUUUUCAGUAAAUAUUUUGAUCAAAAGUCAAUUAUUCAAGCCAGUUCUAAGUCUCACCUUUUGUGUUAUUCAUGACUUUUCUUAGUUCGACUGUAACAUUUUAGUUUGCCAUCUUGUUAUAGUUGAAAUAAAUAAAAAAAGAACGAAUUAAACGACGAAAUAAAAACUUAAUAUUCAGUUCAAAAUUUGGUUUAAUUUUACUUUUUGUUUCGUUUUAGUUAAAAUAUACUAUCACAGAAAUACUAAUAAUAUUACUGUUUUUUAUAUAAUUGUCAUCCAUCACAACUUUAUAGUUAAAACACUACGGAGCGGAACAGUUAUAGAUCGCUGAUUAGAUCACAUGAUAGGAAAAUGUGAACUAGAAACAUUAAUCACUAUGUUCUUUAUAUUUGUUACUAAUAUUCAGCUGUAAUAGCUCUUUCCAGACUUGAAUAAAACAGCUGAUGCGAGCUAAAAACUAUCCGACAUCUCGUGAUAAGAAUAAUAACGUGAUGAUUUUAUUUCUUAUUAGAACAUUCCUUCAGGGCAAUUCAAGAUUCUUUCGACAAGGACGAAAAUUAUUCGUUAGUGUGUAAUACGCGAAAAUAUUUUGAGUUUUGUCAUUAUGCGUUCUUGAGAGUGGAAUUUUUGAACGGCCAAUACGUAGAGAUUGCCAGCAAUGUAACAGGUUUUAUGCAUUUUCGAAAAAUAAAAUUUAAUACAACUUACCUACAGAAAAAUGA
This is a messenger RNA of Limulus polyphemus (Atlantic horseshoe crab), 3563 nucleotides long. Its product is annotated as silk gland factor 1-like. The record is from RefSeq and is a predicted model, not a curated record. Gene Ontology annotation, biological process: regulation of transcription by RNA polymerase II; cell differentiation; anatomical structure morphogenesis. The transcript has a single exon. Bases 482 to 1921 code for a protein of 479 amino acids. Gene Ontology annotation, molecular function: DNA-binding transcription factor activity, RNA polymerase II-specific; protein domain specific binding; transcription factor binding. Lineage: Eukaryota; Metazoa; Arthropoda; Merostomata; Xiphosura; Limulidae.